AGCCAGUUUAGACUCCAGUGACAAUGGAAACACGACUAACGUUAGAUUAAUACAACUCCUAGCUUGAUUAGUGGGCGUUAGAAUUAACCAAAUGAGAUAAUAUCGUCAGAUAUGUGUAUUUAAUGCGAUAUGAUUGUUAGUAGACGUAGACAUUCUGGCCUAAAAACGCCUACUUAGGAAUGUUUGUUCCUUAUCUCAACGUUGGGAUAAGAAUUUUCGGAUAUAACAUAGAAAAUUAUGGAUAAAGUCUGAAGAUGUCAGACACGAAGAAAACAAGCGAUAAGCAGCCAACAGAUAAACCGCCAUCUUCACCAGCCGCAAUUGCUGCUUCUAAUGUCACCACAGGGACCAUACCCUCGCAAGAAACUCCGGUACGUUUAAAAGGAGAAAAUUCAAUUGCAAAAUCGGAUAAUAGCGAGGAAACUAAAGUAAUUACUAACGGUACUCCUCGUACCAAAAGGUCUACGGAUCGUGCAGCGACGGAGUCGCAACCGGGCACUUCUUCGCCUUGUGCUGACAAAAUAUGUGUCGAACAAGUGCAGUUAAAGACUAGUGAAGGUGUGAAUGCAGAUUCGGACGAAACGAGUCCAAUUGGGACCGAUACAAUUAUCGGAGGGACCAAUGGCGAUGGCAGUAUCACAACUAAUGCAAGGAGUAAAGGAAAAAAAGACGGACACGCGAGGAAUUCUAGAUCUUGCUGUUUUUGUUGGUGCUGCUGUUGCAGUUGCUCAUGUCUUUCAGUGAAAAAUAAUAGUAGAGGUAGCAGAGAAAAUAAAACAAGUCAACAACAACAACAACAACAACAACUGACCUCCUUAGAUCAUUAUUUUAAUGGAGAUGGAGAAGCGCCUACGUUAGAAGAAAUCAGGACGUGGGGAGAAUCCUUUGACAAACUCAUGAAGUGUGCUUCUGGAAGAAAAGUUUUUCGAGACUUUCUCAAAUGUGAAUAUAGCGAAGAAAAUAUUCUAUUUUGGUUGGCGUGUGAAGAUCUUAAAAAAGAGUCUAGACCAGAUAUAAUUGAAGAGAAAGCAAGAUUGAUCUAUGAAGAUUAUAUAUCAAUCCUUUCUCCAAAAGAAGUGAGUCUAGAUUCACGUGUUCGAGAAAUUGUUAAUAGAAACAUGGUUGAACCUACAUCGCACACAUUCGACGAGGCUCAAUUACAGAUCUACACACUGAUGCAUCGUGACUCAUAUCCUCGGUUUGUUAACUCACCCGUGUACAGGAAGCUUGCACAGUUACCAUCUCCGAGCAGGAAGGGAAGUAUGGCAUAGAAACAUUCCAAAAACAGCAAACCAAAAACAAACUAUAGUCAUUGAUUCGCGAUUCAUCGAAUAUUCGAAAAAAAAAUAAUAAUAAUAAGUAAAUAAAAACUGUUAUUCGUCCAAAUACACUAGAGAAAAUGUGUACAGGAGCUCAAUACGACAGACAACAGCUAACGACCAAGACGAUAAAGAGAGGAGCCUACUAUACACCUGGUACCUGAUAUCCCAAUUGGGGAUCUUCUAGUCGAACUAUCACUUUCUCGGUAGUAAUUUCGGUUCGCCGUUGAAUGUCACCUUUUUUUGUAGUAAAAAGAAAAAAAACCAUGAAAAAUACAAACAAACAAGAAAACAAGAAGCACGCGAGCACUUUCCCUCCUCCCUCUACUCCUCCUACUCCUCGUCCUCCUACUCCUAUCCUUUCUCCUCUCCUCUUCCUCCUCAGAUCUGUUCUCUGGUAUCACUGUGCCAAAUGCCGCCACGAACACACAUCACACGUUUGCGAUCCCACAUUAUUUUUAUACAUUGAAAUAUCAUUUCUCCCUUAGAUUUGCUAUUUCAAAUUUAUAAUGGUGUGGAAUCGUUUUUAGUACUCCUAACAUUCCGAGAUAUUUUAAUCUCUUCUGCUUUUUUUAGGCUUUUUUUUAAGCCUGCACACGAAAACAAACGAGCAGAAUGAAAAAAAUAUAUAUGUAUAAAUAAUAACAACCAACAAUAAUAAUACCGAGAGCAA
Messenger RNA from Centruroides sculpturatus (bark scorpion), 1992 nucleotides. RefSeq names its product regulator of G-protein signaling 17-like. The record is from RefSeq and is a predicted model, not a curated record. NCBI's taxonomy places the organism in Eukaryota, Metazoa, Arthropoda, Arachnida, Scorpiones, Buthidae. The coding region runs from base 255 to 1271 and encodes 338 amino acids. The transcript is spliced from 6 exons.